UUUCUCUGAUUCCUAAUCCUUCUUCGUUCCUUAUUUGUUCUAUGUUAUUGUUGGUCUUUCCCUAGCUCAUCACCUUCUUCUUCAAUUCCCUUAUUGGUAGAUCUGAUUUCGAUAUUUAUACGUGAGUUAGGGUUUUUUAUUUUUUCGCUUUUCUCGAUUUUUUGUUUGUUAAACACCCCCCCCUUUUUUUUUUGUGAUAAGCCUCCCGUUGUGGGGAGGGCUAGCAUGGGUGGUGAAUCGGUUGAUAGUGAUUCAGGCAAGGCAAACGAUUCGAACGUUGAUACUGGUGUUACCGUUCAUAUCCGAUGUUCGAACGGUUCAAAGUUUUCUGUACGGACUAUCCUUGAAUCUACUGUUGGAACAUUCAAAACUGUUCUGGCACAGAAUUGUGAUAUUCCAGCAGAGCAGCAGCGAUUGAUUUUCAAGGGUCGCAUCCUGAAAGAUGAUCAAACCCUAGAAAGCUAUGGCUUGCAGGAAGAUCAAACUGUUCACUUGGUUCGUGGUUUUGCGCCUCCUUCAUCUACCAAUACAACUGCUACAGCCAAUGUUGGAGGUGGUUCAAACACUACUCCUGGUGUUGGAAGGGGUGUUGGUUCCAAUGAAGCUGCAGGCUUUGGAGGUGGUCUUGGAGCGUCUCUUUUCCCUGGACUUGGUGUCAAUGGGCUUGGUGGCAGUGGGGCAUCUGGAUUAUUUGGAACCGGACUUCCUGAAUUUGAACAAGUGCAGCAACAACUGACUCAGAAUCCAAACAUGAUGAGGGAAAUAAUGAACAUGCCUGUCAUCCAGAACCUAAUGAAUAACCCUGAUUUAAUGCGCAACUUGAUUAUGAGCAAUCCUCAAAUGCGUGAAAUCAUUGAUCGGAAUCCGGACCUUGCCCACAUCCUAAAUGAUCCUAGCACUCUUAGACAGACAUUAGAAGCUGCAAGAAACCCUGAACUCAUGCGGGAGAUGAUGCGGAACACUGAUCGAGCAAUGAGCAACAUUGAAUCUUCUCCUGAAGGAUUCAACAUGCUUAGGCGCAUGUAUGAAACUGUUCAGGAACCUUUUCUGAAUGCUACUACCAUGGCUGGAGACACUGGAAAUGAUUUAGGCUCAAAUCCAUUUGCUGCCCUUUUGGGGAACCAAGGUGGCGGCCAGGCCAGAGACCGCUCAACCAACCCUACAACCGCUGGUUCGGAAACGACAACUGGUUCUCCUGCUCCAAAUACAAACCCACUUCCCAAUCCAUGGAGCACGGGUGGAGGAAGUGCACAGACAAACACCACUGCUAGGUCGACUCCUGCUGGGGAUGGAAGGGCACCAGGAAUUGCUGGCUUAGGCGGGCUGGGUCUCCCAGAGAUGGAGCGUAUGCUCUCUGGCACGCAGGAUGCCUCUUCAAUGAAUCAAUUCUUACAAAAUCCUGCUGUUUCGCAAAUAAUGCAAAGCCUCCUCUCUAAUCCUCAGUACAUGAACCAGAUUCUUGGUCUCAAUCCACAACUGCGCAGCAUGCUUGAUUCCAAUUCUCAAUUACGAGAAAUGAUGCAAAACCCUGAAUUUCUUCGUCAGUUGACUUCUCCUGAGACCAUGCAGCAAGUUUUGUCUUUGCAGCAAUCACUUACAUCCCAGCUUGGUCGUCAACAAUCUGCACAGGAACUGGGUCAGACUGGUGGGGCCACAGGAACACCAAACAACAUGGGAUUGGACUUGUUAAUGAACAUGUUUGGCGGGCUUGGAGCAGGCAGUUUGAGCAUGCCCAACACAUCUGAUGUGCCACCAGAACAACUUUAUGCUACUCAGCUGACACAGCUUCAAGAAAUGGGUUUCUUCGACACUCAAGAGAAUAUCCGUGCAUUGAGUGCCACUGCAGGGAAUGUCCAUGCAGCGGUGGAGCGACUCCUGGGGAACCUGGGUCAGUAAUUUGUUAUGUUUCUUGUUUCAUAUGUAGUCUGCUUUGCUCAUGUGGACCUGUAAGAUUAGCCAGUUUGGACCAGGGUCUUCUUAAAGACAGCAGCAUAUGCGGGCUCAUCUAUAUUCCAUUUUGGGCAUGAAUAAGUAAUUCAAAAUAUAUAUUGGUAAAGAGUCGUAAACAAAGAUGUAGGCUAUGAAUUAUUGGACCAUUAGCCCUUCUGCCCUCCUUUUGAGAGAUAUCUGAAGACCUGUGAUCGUUUUUUGUACAUACAAGCUUUUAAGGUUUGUCUUGUGAAUUGAUUAUCUAAUUUAUUAUAACUUUCUGUUGUUCGGAU
This is a messenger RNA of Telopea speciosissima, 2222 nucleotides long. Its product is annotated as ubiquitin domain-containing protein DSK2a-like. The transcript is spliced from 8 exons. Gene Ontology annotation, biological process: ubiquitin-dependent protein catabolic process. Gene Ontology annotation, cellular component: cytosol. Lineage: Eukaryota; Viridiplantae; Streptophyta; Magnoliopsida; Proteales; Proteaceae. Gene Ontology annotation, molecular function: polyubiquitin modification-dependent protein binding. The coding region runs from base 226 to 1896 and encodes 556 amino acids. The record is from RefSeq and is a predicted model, not a curated record.